AUGUCUGAGCCGAGCUCGCGGGCGACCAAUGGACGACCGGGGUACCAGAUCCAGAGUCGGAUUGGCUGGGCUUCAGCACUCCCUUUAACUGAGGCUGGGGCUGAGGUCGACGCUGCGGCAAAUAUCAUGAAAGCUGGGCCGGCGCUGGAGGCUUUGAGGAACCUGGUUGAGGCGUUCGUGGGGCGUUGUAGUACUUCUUCAUUGAUGGAUCUCGUGUGGCUUCGCGAUACAGCCGCAAGGAAAGCUGGCAGAUCGACCCAAUUGAAACUGCUGAUCCCCGCACAAGCUGAGGAGCUUCGAUCCACUGUGACUGGCUGA
Colletotrichum lupini is the source of this 318-nucleotide messenger RNA. RefSeq lists its product as uncharacterized. The transcript is spliced from 3 exons. Lineage: Eukaryota; Fungi; Ascomycota; Sordariomycetes; Glomerellales; Glomerellaceae. The coding region runs from base 1 to 318 and encodes 105 amino acids. The record is from RefSeq and is a predicted model, not a curated record.